CAUGGAAACUCUGUCUCCAGGGCCUGUAAAGGUGGCCAUUGAAUCUCUGGGCUGAUUGGCACUCGCCCAAGGCCAUAAAGCUGCCAUGGAUACGGCAUACAAUGGCAGCACUGAAUGGCCGCCCCCUCGACUCGGCCUCAAUGGCCCAAUGGUGGCCGCCAACAGCUCCAACCAGACGGAGCCCUACUACGACCUGACCAGCAACGCUGUCCUCACCUUCAUCUACUUCGUGGUCUGCAUCGUUGGGCUGUGUGGGAACACACUCGUCAUCUAUGUCAUUCUCCGCUACGCCAAGAUGAAGACCAUCACCAACAUUUACAUCCUCAACCUGGCCAUCGCCGAUGAGCUCUUCAUGCUGGGCCUACCCUUCCUGGCCAUGCAGGUGGCGCUGGUCCACUGGCCCUUCGGCAAGGCCAUCUGCCGGGUGGUCAUGACCGUGGACGGCAUCAACCAGUUCACCAGCAUUUUCUGCUUGACGGUCAUGAGCAUUGACCGUUACCUGGCUGUGGUCCACCCCAUCAAGUCGGCCAAGUGGAGGAGACCCCGGACCGCCAAGAUGAUCAACGUGGCUGUGUGGGGUGUCUCUCUGCUGGUCAUCUUGCCCAUCAUGAUCUACGCCGGGCUCCGGAGCAACCAGUGGGGGAGAAGCAGCUGCACCAUCAACUGGCCUGGGGAAUCAGGGGCAUGGUAUACAGGCUUCAUCAUCUAUGCCUUCAUCUUGGGCUUCCUGGUGCCCCUGACCAUCAUUUGUCUCUGCUACCUGUUCAUUAUAAUCAAGGUCAAGUCCUCCGGGAUCAGGGUGGGUUCUUCCAAGAGGAAAAAGUCAGAGAAGAAGGUGACCCGCAUGGUGUCCAUCGUGGUGGCCGUCUUCAUCUUCUGCUGGCUUCCCUUCUACAUCUUCAAUGUGUCGUCCGUCUCGGUGGCCAUCGACCCCACCCCGGCUCUCAAAGGCAUGUUCGACUUCGUGGUUGUCCUCACCUACGCCAACAGCUGUGCCAACCCCAUCCUCUACGCCUUCUUGUCUGACAACUUCAAGAAGAGCUUCCAGAAUGUCCUCUGCCUGGUCAAGGUCGGUGGCACGGAUGACGGAGAGCGGAGUGACAGCAAGCAGGACAAAUCCCGGCUGAACGAGACCACCGAGACCCAGAGGACCCUCCUCAAUGGAGACCUCCAGACUGGGAUCUGA
Molecule: messenger RNA, 1186 nt
Organism: Elephantulus edwardii (Cape elephant shrew)
Lineage: Eukaryota; Metazoa; Chordata; Mammalia; Macroscelidea; Macroscelididae
Gene: SSTR2
Product: somatostatin receptor 2
Exons: 1
Coding region: 86-1186 (366 amino acids)
Biological process (GO): cellular response to estradiol stimulus; cellular response to glucocorticoid stimulus; neuropeptide signaling pathway
Cellular component (GO): neuron projection; membrane
Molecular function (GO): somatostatin receptor activity; neuropeptide binding
Source: RefSeq, a predicted model, not a curated record